AUGGCAGCUGUUAGUCUAUCUCAGGAGCAAGUUAAAGACUUUGCUCUGGUCGAAAUAGAACUUCUUUUACGUGUAAGUGGGAGAUUUUUAAAAGAAUUCACACCUGUGCUGUUUCCUGAAGAUAUUACUCUGGAGUCACGUGAUAAUCCUCUUAUUCGGGAUGAGAGGAAUUACAAUCGCAAAACUCUUAGAGUUAGAAACGAGCAGAUGUUAGCCACUAUAACCAGCGAACAGAGAAGUGUUUAUGAUGAGAUCCUAGAAGCAGUAAAUAAGAACAAGGGAGGAUCUGCUCUACGUUCCCAAGGUAAUGUUGUUCUUAAGGUUGCAUCGAGCGGGAUUGCUGCGUUACUAUUAGAAGGAGGCCGAACUGCGCAUUCAAGAUUUGCAAUCCCUAUCGUGGUUAAUAAGUUUACCUUUUUUUCAAUCAAGAAGGAGUCGAAUCUUGCCGACCUGAUAAGGAUUGCUAAACUCAUUAUAUGGGAUGAGGCGUUGAUGAUGAGUAAAGACUGUUCCGAGACCCUAGAUAGAACGAUGCGUGAUAUAUUCGAAGUUGAUAAGCCCUUUGGUGACAAGGUCAUUGUUUUGGGAGGGGAUUUCAGAGUGUUGAGACUUACACAGAACAUGCGACUUAUUGCUGGAGAUAAUAGCCGUGUGAUGCUUGAACGAGCUGCCUUUACAAAGUGGAUCUUAGACAUUGGUGAUGGAACGAUAAAUGAUGAUGGAAGUGGUGAAGCCGUGAUUGAUAAUCCUGAUGAUUUGUUGAUUAAAGACUACCAUGCCAUACUGAGUCUAAGAAACGAUGAUGUAGAGACGAUAAAUGGUUACAUGCUUUCAAAGUUGUCGGGUGUUGAAAGGACCUAUCUUAGUUUUGAUAGCAUUGAUACGGCUGAAGAAGUUGUCAAUUACAAUGAUGCAUCUGAAGUACCAUCGGAGAGUGUAGCUAGUAAGAAGAAAGGUGGUUCCAACAAUAUGAUUUAUACCGAGGAGUUUUUAAAUAGUAUCAAGAUGUCUGGUUUCCCUAAUCAUGUCCUGAAGUUGAGAAAGGGUACUCCUGCUCAGAUAAUAACAGGUAGCAAGGUUGGUGAGAAAGUACUCAUUCCUAGGAUAUUCCUCUUUCCUUCGGAGAUGAAACUUCCUUUCAGGAUGAGACGCAAGCAGUUUCCUAUCACAUUAGCUUUUGCAAUGACUAUAAACAAAAGCCAAGGACAAACACUCGAAAAGGUUGGUUUGUAUCUUCCAAGGCUGGUAUAUACUCAUGGGCAACUCUAUGUCGCUGUGUCGAGGGUUACAUCCAGAGAAGGUUUGAAGAUAUUGAUCACCGAUAAAGAAAACAAACCACAAAGCAAAACAUUGAAUGUCGUCUACAAGGAGGUUUUUGACAAGAUAUGA
Molecule: messenger RNA, 1389 nt
Organism: Eutrema salsugineum
Lineage: Eukaryota; Viridiplantae; Streptophyta; Magnoliopsida; Brassicales; Brassicaceae
Product: ATP-dependent DNA helicase PIF1-like
Exons: 7
Coding region: 1-1389 (462 amino acids)
Biological process (GO): DNA repair; telomere maintenance
Molecular function (GO): DNA helicase activity
Source: RefSeq, a predicted model, not a curated record